GGCGGGCUGCCAGGAUGGGAGGGUUUGGGUCCUGGCUGACAUCACCUCCCAGCUGGCUGCACGGGGCAGGAAGAGCAGUUGUUUACAGGUUGGUUAAGUUGCCUUAAACUGCAAAAAAGCUGCCCAAGUGAUCUGAAGAAAACAAAAAAAGAUGUGGCCAUUUUGGGGACUGGAACUGAACCGAGUCCGCUGUGACCUGCUCUUUACAGAAGCCAUCAAUCAAAGCAUGCAGGUACCCAACAGGCUGAAGGUAGCAGAUGGCUUCAGCCCUGUCGACGAGGAGCCAACGACAGAGGAUGUUCCUCCGUCCUUUCGGAUGCACAUCCCAGAUAGGAUUUCUCUUGCAGAAAUAACAGAUGCUGGUCCGAGGCCCAUCCUGCUAGACCAGCAAAGGAAGGUCCCCUCUAUUGUGGUGCACGAGUCCCCAGACUCCUCCGCUCAGCCUGCUGCACUUGGGGAGCUCCCUUUUCUGCAUGUAGCCAACAGAUCAAGCUCCCAGAAACGCAAACGACCGGGCCAUCACAGCAGCAGGUCGCGGCGGGAGAGGACUCCAAGUGACUAUGCCCAGCUGGCUUUGCACAGCCCAGGCCAGUGCCACGAACGGCCGGACACGUGCCCCCUACCUGCUCGCAGCGCCCCGCUCCCCCUCCUUAUGCAGACGGGCAGGAUCUACUCCAUGCAGAACAUCUUCCAGACCAUGUGCCUCCUGGGCCAGGUGCUCUUCCACCGUGUCCAGAACUCUCUGCAAGACCCAGUGCCAUCCAGCUCCCAGGAGGCAGGCCCAGCCUCGGAAAGCUCCCUGGAGGAGGUUGGCAUGGCUGAGAUGGCAGCAAUGAGAAAACAGUUGACGAGGAUCUCGGGGAGGCUCCGGGUGCUGGAGGAGCAGUGCAACAGCUGGCGUCAGAAGGAGGCUCUGGUCUACUCUGUGCUGAUCUCUGCCUGCCUCAUCAACACAUGGCUCUGGCUGAGGAGAUGAAGGCUUGCUGUGCCCUGACUUUCCCUCCCCAACCUGGCAGGGCGGGUGAGAGCAGGGACAGGAUCCUUGCCCAAAUACUUGUGAACAGUAAAACUAUGCUGCUUCCCCUUAACUUGAUCUGCUUUUUGCACUGUAGGCCCUUGAGGAUUUGUGUCCCUUAGGCGCCGAUUACAAUGAAGAUGGCGUCCUUCUCUCAUACUCUAGCAUCAGAGGCAGGUGAGGUGAAAAGGAUGAAUCUGGACCUUGUGCCAGAGCACCUGGAGAUGGGCGUUAGGGAGAGGUGGGGAACGACGAUGAAUAUGGCUCAACAGGCAUAGUCUCGGGCUUGAGCUCUGACUGUAAAUGCUCUGUGAACACUAGCGACCAUGUUGCCUGUUUGACGGACUCAGUGCUUGCCUGGGAAGACGUUGUGAAGGUCUCAUAAGAAAUAGGUGGUGUUGCAGUAAGUGUUUGUAGUGCGUGAAGCAAUGGGAUAUACUCUACCCCUUUGGCUGUCUGCCAGAGGAGAUGCAAAACCACGGCAGCGAGUGUUUGUGGACAUCAGGUCCUGCUACAGUUUUGGACAGUGGUGGGCCUGGCCACCUUCCCAGGAUCCUAGCAUCCCAGCUUGGACAACUCAGUCCUGACCCCCAAAAUUCCUCAGCCAAUUACUGUAGUCUCUUUCUCAUCUUUUCCCCCCAAAGCUUGUAAAGAGUAGUUGUGCAUUUUUACACUACUGAUGAAUGACAAUUUCUCUUUUCUUCCUUGAGCAACUGUUCUUAAGUGGAUGUAGUACCGCCAAUUCUCCUAUGCCAAGAUAGCCCCUGCUCUAGGAGGGAUGAAUCUGGUGGAGCUGGGAGCUCCCAUCCCUCCAGCCACUGCUGCGCGACUGUCUCCUUGGCUCCCAUCCUGUUGGAUGCAGUUCAGCAAAGGGUUUGCAAAUGUUGAGAUCCAAAGCAACUCUAAGAAGCGAGGUCUGGGCUUAUCCAGGAGCUUGGCUAUUUCUCAGUGAGGUUUAAAUGAAAAACCUCCCCAUGGUGACUCUCUAGAUAAUAAGACCUUAUAACAGCACUAAUAGCACCAGACAGGCCGUGGAAAAUUGCCCGCUUGGGCAGCAAUAUAAAUUUAUUAGGUUGCCAAUGCUGGAGGGAAAGAUCACUCCCAGAGUGGCUGCCAAACUGUAACUUCAGCAGCAGCACAAUAAUACAGGUUGGGGGAAUUCUUGGCCCAGAUGCUCUUUAGCUAAUGACCAGCCCAAUUCAACAGCUUUGCUAUUUCUUUGCUUCCUUGGAAUUUAGCCCACUUGGAUCUGCAGUAGGCUUUGCCACCUGGGUCCCACAUGCCUGGCUGGACCAGCUCAGCAGCAGUCACGUUCCCCUCCAUGACCUCCUCAUCAGAGUGGGUUUGGGUGGAUGUGAACUGGGAUUGUUGAUACCACCCUAUAGCCACAAGCUCUUUAGAGACCUGCAUGAAGACAAGGUCCAUGCUCACCCUUGGGAUGUAAGGGUACAAGAUAAGAGUGGAGGAAAGGGAACCGACACAUGGAAAAUGGUGUGCUGGGAUGUCAAGGGGUGCUUUGUGCCUUGAAAUUCAAGGCUGCAGUGAGGUGACUUUGAGAUGCUUUUUGUGGUUUAUCCAGAAUAUCUGCUGGAGCUGUGCCUGCAGACUUGGGGUCAGGUCUUGGCAAUGCUUUAACAGGACCUCUUUGUUCCACCUAUAAAUAGUUAUAGCUGGAACUGUAGGACAUCCAGAUGUCCCAACUGCUUAUUUACAGACAUGGAUACUUAGGUGUUUUGUGCCUGCAGCUGCAUCAACUAUCUGCCUGUAAAUCUGGCAGCCAGACAUUUACUAAUAAAUAGCUGUCCCACAAGUAAUUGCAGGUCUGAACCGGUGGCUCUGUGGCCAGUAUGUGAGCUGAGGAGAGAGGUGAGAUUUAUUGUGGACGAGAGCCAGGAUCUCCCGAUGGCUGGGCUGGCUCAGAGCGCAGUGGCAGGGUGUGUGUAAGGGUCUGCUGCAGCAGAGAUGCUUCCCAUGGCUCAUGGCUGAGGGAUGGGGUCAGGGUUACCAGGGGACCUCAUCUAAAUUCAUAUACAAAUUCUGCCUGCAGCUCUUCUGGGGUGACUGGAGUGUGAUUUGCUCGGCUGAUACUCUGACUCACUGGGUUUUCUGGAGGGGCAGGAGAGGGAAAUAGCCCAUUUUGCCACCUCUCCUCUCUUUGUACACAUGAUUUGAAGAGGGAGGUGACACAGCCUCUGUGAGAGUCGUGCCAGGAAAACACAUUGUUUGGAAAGUACUUGUUUGGCUGAUUCCUCUUCUCUGAGAACUGAAAAUGUGCUCUGGAAGAAGCUUUUUCUUCCCCCCCCCCCCAAACUGUAGCUUAGGGUGAGAAGAGCUGAUCCUUUGGGGACACAACACCUUCAAAGUGUGCCUUGAAGAUGUUUAGAGGGGAGGUGAUUCAGCCCCAUAUGUGUUCUUCAAGGCUAAUUAUUGACAGGUUGCAGAGGAUACAAUAUGGCUUUUCCAUAAGGCAUGCUUCUUGGUGUAAAUCUGGAAACACUCAUCGGUAAAAUACGUGUUUGAAUAAACUCAGUGUGUCUUGA
Dromaius novaehollandiae (emu) is the source of this 3555-nucleotide messenger RNA. It is a transcript of the gene FATE1, whose product is annotated as fetal and adult testis expressed 1. The record is from RefSeq and is a predicted model, not a curated record. Bases 152 to 976 code for a protein of 274 amino acids. Gene Ontology annotation, cellular component: mitochondrial outer membrane; peroxisome. The transcript is spliced from 7 exons. Gene Ontology annotation, biological process: positive regulation of mitochondrial fission. Lineage: Eukaryota; Metazoa; Chordata; Aves; Casuariiformes; Dromaiidae.